AUGGCUUUCAACGAUGCCAGAGAAGAGAGUGUGAAAUGUGAUUCUAUUCUCGGGAUAGAACAAUAUUGUUAUAAGUUUACUGCCUACUCUCCGAUACAUGAGAUGGUCAAGUUGGGAUGUGCUACUCUGCUGUGUUCGGUAAGUAAUUCAAGGUUUUGAUUCCUGUAACAAAUCUCCAGGUAUACUUGAAAGUGUUCUACAUAUCUCUUGAAAUCAUGUUUUAAUCUAAAAUCGCGCUGUUUUUGUUUACCGAGCUAAAAUCAUUUCGAAAAGCAUUUCAGCCCUUUCGAAACACAUGUGCAGACUUUGAGUUGAGUGGCGUUGCUGGUCGCUUGUGUUGCUGCAACCAUGGCAGUUACUGUAACAGUGCUAGUCUUACUACAAUAUCUUCAUUCCUGGCCAUUGGGUUAAUGAUUUUUGCAUUUCUUUAA
This is a messenger RNA of Bursaphelenchus okinawaensis, 431 nucleotides long. Lineage: Eukaryota; Metazoa; Nematoda; Chromadorea; Rhabditida; Aphelenchoididae. The record is from the annotation of a GenBank genome assembly.